Molecule: messenger RNA, 1884 nt
Organism: Prunus armeniaca (apricot)
Lineage: Eukaryota; Viridiplantae; Streptophyta; Magnoliopsida; Rosales; Rosaceae
Source: the annotation of a GenBank genome assembly
AUGAAGACUCGAUCAAGAUCCGAUCAUGGAUGUGGACUCCGUUCUGGUGCCCCUUUCGGCCAGACCAUGUUAGGAAAUGGAAGGGGUGAUCUCGGUCCAUCACAUCUCAUCUGUCGUCGUCACCUGCAUUCCGAUAGUGAUAGAGAAACUUCCCCAUGGACAAUGUAUUACAUGAUAGAGAAGAAGCGAGACUCGCUUGAAGAAACUCUGACAUGCCUUUGGAGGGAAUUGAUGGAAGCUGAUCGAGCUGUGGCUUAUGCCCAUUCUGAGGGGAUUCAUGAUGAGAAGCUUUCCUACAUAGAAGAUGUGGGCCAAGUCGGAAUGACUGAACAUUUCGACCCACCUCACGUUUUGCAAGAAAAAUUGAGCUUUGUUAGCUCAUUUUUGGGUUGUGGCAUUUCUUACAUGUCCGUGCUUUUGGUUAUCACAUCUAUGUCUAUAGCCUUAAGGAGUUUUUCUGUGUUACGAUUUGUGCACGUGGGUAAUGCCAUUGUGGUGCUCUCCAGUACAAAUCUUAUUUAUCCAACAAAUGAAAUUGAACGGCUCGCCAUGUUGGUACAAAAGAGCAAGCAUCUAGUGGUGUUUACAGGUGCAGGAAUUUCGACUUCUUGUGGUAUACCUGAUUUUCGAGGUCCAAAGGGAAUUUGGACUCUGCAGCGUGAAGGCAAAGCAUUGCCUGAAGCAUCAUUGCCCUUUCAUCGUGCAAUGCCAAGUAUGACUCAUAUGGCUUUGGUUGAAUUGGAGAGGGCUGGAAUUUUGAAGUUUGUUAUUAGCCAGAAUGUUGAUGGCCUUCAUCUUCGAUCUGGAAUACCGAGGGAGAAACUUGCCGAGUUACAUGGGAACUCCUUUUUGGAAACCUGCCCUUCUUGUGGAGUCGAGUAUUUGAGGGAUUUUGAGGUGGAGACUAUUGGAUUGAAGGAGACUUCAAGACGGUGCUCAGAUAAAAAAUGUGGAGCACGGCUUAAGGAUACAGUUCUUGACUGGGAGGAUGCAUUGCCCUCAAAGGAGAUGAAUCUGGCUGAGAAGCACUGCAGGAUAGCUGACGUUGUUUUAUGUUUGGGGACAAGUUUGCAGAUCACCCCCGCAUGCAACCUUCCUCUAAAAUCGCUCCGUGGUGGGGGGAAGAUUGUAAUUGUCAACCUUCAGAAAACUCCGAAGGACAAGAAAGCAAAUUUAUUGAUCCAUGGGCUUGUAGAUAAGGUUAUUUCAGGUGUCAUGGACUUCCUAAAUCUUCAGAUUCCUCCAUUUGUCCGGAUAGAUUUUUUUCAGAUCAUUCUAACUCAAGCCUUGAGUUCAGCUUUCUCACAUUGCCCAUUCACUUGCAUUGCAGACAAAAAAAAUGUGAACUGGAACCUCCGGGUAGCAAGUGUACAUGGACAGAAAGCUCCAUUGCCAUUCAUUAAAUCUAUUGAGAUAUCCUUUUUAGAAAAUCAAGGGUAUAAGUCAGCUGUUUUACAGAAGGAACCAUUCCAACUGAAAAGGAGAACAUUACAAGCAAAGUCAUUUGAAAUGGUUAUGAAAUUCAACUUCAUAGAUAGUUGUGGUUGUCCAUCCACAGAAAUUAUUGUCCCUCUUAAUUUUAAGGUUUCAAGAGACUGCUUCGAGCUUGAUAAGGAUGCCAUAUUGCAAAAGCUCAGACACACAGCAAUUCAAGAAUCAUGCUGUGGGCAGAAUGCAGUUGUUGAGAGAAAUGCCCUGUUGACCCCAAAAACUGAUGUCAUUGUAUAUGCCAUUGUAACCAAUGUUAUCCGGUAUAAGAAGACCACUGAAGCCUUGGAAGCUGAUUCUCUAAGUAAUGGUGUUAAAAGGCGAAGGGAAAGCGCAAAUGGUACUGAAACAUCUCGGAAGCGAUCCAAAGUGCACAGGCGCAAACCUAGGUUUUAG